AUGAACGCGCACGCUGCAAACGAUUGCUCCCCAUUACCUCUUCCCGCCUCCCCGUUUCCCCUUCCCGCCUCCCCAAUUCCCCUUCCCGACACCCCAUUUCCUCUUCCCGCUCCCCACUACCCCUUCGCGCCUCCUCGUUUCCCCUUCCCGCUCCCCAUUACCCCUUCCUGCCUCUGCAAUUCCCCUUCCCGCCACCCCAUUUCCUCUUCUCGCUCCCCAUUAUCCCUUCCCGCCUCCUCGUUUCCCCUUCCCGCUCCCCAUUACCCUUUCCCGCCUCCCCAAUUCCCCUUCCCGCUCCCCAUUACCCCUUCCCGCCUCUCCAAUUCCCCUUCCCGCUCCCCAUUACCCCUUCUCGCCUCCCCAAUUCCCCUUCCCGCUCCCCACUACCCCUUCCCUCCUCCCCGUGACCCCUUCCCGCUUCCCCAUUACCCCUUCCCACUCCCCAUUUCCCCUUCCCGCCUCCCCAAUUCCCCUUCCCGCCUCCCCGCUUCCCCUUCCCACUCCCGAUUAUCCCUUCUCGCCUCCCUUCUCAAACUGCCGAACACACAUCACAGUCGCCGCCCGAUCGCACAGCCUCGCUACCACCCCCUCAUCCCCCCCUUUCUCCCUCUCAUCUCCCCCCCUGCUCCCUGUCAUGUCCCCACCUUCUCUCUCUCAUGUCACCCCCUUCUCCCGCUCAUUCCCCCCCAUUCUCCCUCUCAUUUCUUCCCCUUCCCCCUCUUAUAUCUCCCCCUACUCCCUCUCAUUCCCCCCAUGAAGCCCCUCAUUCCCCCCCUUUCUCCCUCUCAUCCUCCCCCCUGCUCACUGUUAUGUCCCCCCUUCUCUCGCUCAUUUAAAUGCCACAUAACCUCCCUCUCAUUUCCCCGCAUUCCCCCCCCCUUCCCCCUCUCGUUUCCCCCCAUCUCCCUCUCCUUUCCCCACGUGCUCCUUCUCAUUCCCCCCCCCUUCUCCAUCUCGUUUCCCCCCCGCUCAUUUCCCCCCAUCUCCUUUCAUUUUCCCCCCUUCUCCCUCUCAUAUGCUUCUAACCCCUACCCCAUACCCAUCCAUCCCCUGUCAUACCCUUCCAUUCCCUUCCAUACCCUUCCAUACCUUCCAUUCCCUUCCAUACCCUUCCAUUCCCUUCCAUACCCUUCCAUUCCCUUCCAUACCCUUCCAUUCCCUUCCAUACCCUUCCAUACCUACCAUUCCCUUCCAUACCCCAGCCAUACCCUUCCAUACCCUUCCAUUCCCUUCCAUACACUUCCAUUCCCUUCCAUACACUUCCAUUCCCUGCCAUUCCCUUCCAUUCCCUGCAUUCGUGCACAGGCAUAUGACUAG
Molecule: messenger RNA, 1317 nt
Organism: Closterium sp. Naga37s-1
Lineage: Eukaryota; Viridiplantae; Streptophyta; Zygnematophyceae; Desmidiales; Closteriaceae
Source: the annotation of a GenBank genome assembly